AGUCUGAAGAAGGGUCUCGACCCAAGACGUCACCCAUUCCUUCACCUGCAUUUUGUGUCUAUCUUCGGUGUAAACCAGCAUCGGCACAGUUCCUUCCUACACAAUCCCAUUGGCGAUUUUGCAGACAACACGGUGCCGGCUUUUGCGUAAGCGUGGUCAUACAAACGGUAAUGUCGGACAUUAUGGCAUCACAGUUUGGGUAAGCGACGUGAUGCAAGCGCGAUCAAUCGGAUUGUUCAGCUGGGCGGAGAAGUGCGUCAAAACAGCACAAAAGUACACGUGGAACGGAAGAUUGUUACGAGAUUCAAAAUACUGUUUUUAAAUAAAAAGACGAAAGUUUUUAUUUGAAAGCCGGUGGCGCUUGGACCGGAAACAAUGGAAAGAGCUGCGAGAUGUCGCGGAACGGCGAUGCAGAAGCUCGGGGAAGUCUAGUGUUUAAAGUGAAAUAACUCCCCACUGCAAAGCCUCUGUUGGUAGACAGAGUCCUCGCGUGGUGUUAUAUCGAACACAGAAUCUAUGUUCCUUAGAAAACAGACUUCAGUCUGGAGGAGCCGGCUCAAUGGGCUCAGCAGAUCACAGAUUCAACUUAGCCGAUAUCCUGUCUCACAAUUACACUCCUCGGGAAGAAGAAGAGACGCCGGAGGCCGAUAAAUCGUUUGAAGAUCUGGAAAGGGAAAGUGAUGUACCUCUGGAAGAACUUCUAGCACUUUAUGGCUAUGAAGCAUCCGAUCCAAUCUCUGAACAUGAAAGUGAGGGCAGCUCUCCCAGCGAACUUGCUGACAACUUACCGGAUAUGACCCUGGACAAGGAACAAAUAGCUAAAGAUCUUCUUUCUGGAGAAGAGGAGGAUGAAACCCAAUCUUCAGCAGACGAUUUGACUCCAUCAGUUACUUCCCAUGAGGCAUCAGAUCUUUUUCCCCACCCUUUGAGAUCUAAUUCUAUUGAAGAUGAUAAGGAACUUUCCUUAACGGAUGAGGAUUCUGAAGAAGAUGAUUCUAUUUUGUCGAAUGACUGUAAAAAGGAAAUUAUGGUUGGUCCUCAGUAUCAAGCUCCAAUUCCACCUUUUAUUAGUAAAUAUAGGCAAAACGAAAAAGUUUAUGAUAAUGAAGACCAGCUGUUAUGGGACCCCUACGUUCUCCCAGAAAGACGAGUGGAAGAGUAUCUGUACAAGGCAGUAAAGAGAUCGAGAGAGGAGAAAAUGACAGAAACCUUGCCUGAAGGAAUACUUGUGAAAGAUAGUGAACAGGCUUUGUAUGAGCUGGUAAAAUGUAACUUUAAUGCCGAAGAAGCUCUCAGAAGACUAAGAUUCAACGUCAAAGUGGUGCAAGAUGAAUUGUGUGCCUGGAGUGAAGAGGAAUGCAGAAACUUUGAACAUGGACUUCGUGUUCACGGGAAAAACUUCCACCUCAUACAGGCAAAUAAGGUACGAACCCGUUCCGUGGGAGAGUGUGUAGCAUAUUAUUACAUGUGGAAGAAAUCCGACCGUUACGACUAUUUCGCCCAGCAAACAAAAUUUGGAAAGAAGAAGUAUAGCCUUCACCCAGGUGUCUUAGAUUACAUGGACCAGGAUUUGGAUGGUAUUGAGAGUGAAAGUUGCAGCCGAGCUCCAAGCUCUCCACCCAUCUCCUCCACGACCAGCAGACUAGACUCUGAGCAGGAGUCUAUGCUUCACAACUCAGAGCAGCAAGAUGUGGAACUUGCAGUUUGCACCAUGAAUAAUAACAGCCAGAUGUUUGAGUAUUGCAAUCCUGCAGUGAACGGACCUGAAACGAAUUGUUCUAUGGAUCCAAUCUGUGGCCAAGGAAGAGUUACCCCCACACGUGACUGUGAUGCUGUUACUUUAAGUCAAGCAGAAUCUGGGUUUUUCCAGCUGGAACUGGAUCAAGUCAUUCUGGACAGGCCAGCAUUGGAGAUGUCCACAAAAAAGUUGAAGAUGGAUUUCUCACUGCCUAAAUCGUUUAAUGACGGGCUGCCUGACAAUCCCAGCAACGUGGUUUUUGAAAACCACACUUCCCACAUUGCUCAAGCAAAAAUGUCUGUGGCCGUGACGGAUUUCGGAAGUAUUGAUGUUGGGGACGUGAACAGUUUGCUCAAUGCUCAUACAUUGCACCACUCUGCAACUAUUCAGUCGGAAUCUUUAUCUCAGUGAGAGCGAGGCAUCUCACAGAAUAUUUUAUUUAUAUUUUACUUUAAAAGUUACUGAAAACUAUUUUUUGGCAUGACAUCAGUGAUGUCUUAUAUUUAUUUACAGUGCAUAUUUGUUUCUCAAGAAAAGGAACCAUUUAUUUUUGGGCCCAGGUACAUGAAUGGGAUCUAAUCCUUUGGAUGUCACAUGGAGGAGACUUUCCCCACAUUUUUACAGAUCAAAACCUUUUCACCUGUUCAGUUUUUGUAUUCACCUUGUCAGUAAAAUUGGAUUCAUAAUGUUAUCACCGACAAAUCUCAUUCAUGACAACUAUUCUAGUCAUAAACAUUUUUUUUAUUGUGCAUGGUGUUUAACGUCUAAUGUUAGUCAUUUGCUACAUCUCAAGAAAUUAAUCAGUGUUCUUUUUUGGAUAAAGACGUGUGCAUUUUGUGUGACAGAUUUUUUUAGUAGUAGCUUGAUUAACCAAGCCAUCUGCAAGGAGCUACUUUCAUGACUUUAAAAAAAAAAAAAGAAAAUGAAAUAGUUGUUCCUUUGGUUUGGGCAAAUGUGAGCUGAUUGACUGGAGUAAGUCCCAUUCCCUGUUAACUGUUUAACUAUCUCCCAUUUGGAUUUAACUGUUUUGGAUGAGCCCACCUUAAACUAUUCCAAGCUGAUACAGAACAGUGGCCUGGGUGGCUGAGAGUGUACCUAAUAUUCAUUGAUUCACUACAACCAGUAUAGAUAGUACUAGGGAUUGAUGAAUCUGAGUCCCAGGGACUCCAUAUACCAAACUGUGAACUAGUUGCUGUAUGGACUUUAUGCCACUAGAUGAUGGUUUCUGGUAAUACUUUACUGUACAUCUAGUGUUAAUAAAGGGCACUCACUGCAUGGACCAGAGACAAUUUGUAUUUCCAUGAACGUGAGGGUUGCAGAAGUUUGCUUUUUUUUCUAAACUAAAGCUGGCAAGUAAGAUAAGCAACUGAACCCCACAUUAAAUAAAAGUGCAAUUCCUGUUGGAUAGCUGCUAAGUCUCUUUAUAAAAAAAAAAAAUUAAAAAAAAGCCAGUAUAUUUUCCCAGGCAUUCUUGCCAUGGUCCAAUUGGAAUGCAUUCACUGGUUGUUUCCACCUUGCUGCUGCCCUGUUACCUGGCCAUUAAGUUAAGCAUUUAGAACUGCCUUUAUUUUUGAAAUGCUCUUCGUUUAAAGCACAUGCCGAUUUUGCAUAUCAGAAAGACGAGCUGUCAGUACAUCGAUACAAUUGACAAUUGAUGAUGAUUAACCUGGCCUGCAUUGUGAUUGGAAUCCUCCUCCAUCAAAUAAAGUCAAAGCAUUUUUAAAUUGUAAAACUACAAUGUCCUUUGUGGAACACAGAGUGAGGAGUUCUCAGUAUUCUGCACUUGAGUUGCAUCUUAAUUUGGAUGGUGCCAUCUUGAACAGACAGGUGCUGCAAUAAGCUUUACCUUUCAGCAUAUUUUAUAAAACACAACUUUAACAAUCUUGCACUGAGAAGGUCUAUGCACUCAAAUGCUAUUAACUUUCUCAUACAUCACAUAAUGCUGUGUUAAAACAAUUCCUGUCUUGGGGAAACUGGUUUGAUAACUGCAUCUAUAGAACUGAUGGGGACUAAAGCACAAACUUUAUGCAUUAAAGCCAUUUGUGCUGUACUUUGUUUUUUUUUUAUAAAUGGCACUGAAAAUGUUAUCAGUCAUCAGAUCACUUUACCCUCUUCUCCCUGUACCCAUUUCAGGCGCUGUGCACUUUUCCUUUUUGUUGAUCCAAAGGUCACACUUGAUAUGAAAGAAACUCUUCAGUGUUAAUAUGACAUUGCUUGCUGUUCAGUAUUUUUAGACUAAGAGUUGGAAUAUAAUUUAUUUUUUACUUGCAGUUAACAAGCCUAUUCAAUUCAGAUUGAGAUGUCUCAAUAACCUUGAUGUUUGCUGUAGAUAUCUAAGUGAAAGGUUUUCCCUCUUUCUGUAGCUUUUUAAAUAUAUGCUUUACAAUCCAUUUUAAUCAAGGUUUAAAAAUUGCUUACUUUGUUUGAAUGUCUGUAUACCCGUGCUAUUGUUAAAUGACUUCAUGACGACUUCAAUGAUUAAUGCAAACAAUAGAUCUUUAUUCUUUUGGAUACUGAACCCUGUGAGGAAAGUGCCUAUUAGGUUUGCAGAUCAUCAUUGUUAUAUUUGUGUAUUUUUGUCAAUCUUGGCUCGAUGGUAGUUCUCUGGGUCAGCAUUCAAACUUAGUUCUCGGGAUGAGCACAUAACCAGUUAGUGUUGUUUGCUCGAGGUGAAGUCUUUCAGGUAAAUUGUUGGACCAGACUUGUGAAAGGUCCCUUCAAACUAUACCAAGAAAAAUAGUUCUUGGACAUUAUUUGCCAUUAUUUAACCAUUCACCAGUAUCACUAAGUCAUCUCUUGUGCUACAAGUAAGAUGAACUGACAGUUCAAUUUGAUGUGGCUUUACUAGAGGCACACUCUGAAAUAAUUACGUUCUCUCCCUAAGAAAAGAUGAAGGUGACAUUUGCAAUUGCAUCAAAUGUCAAGAAUGUUAAUUUUUAAGCCAUCUGAAAGGAGCUAUACUUUCAUGACUUUUAAAUCUGUAGGUGUUGCAAGAUGAUAGUCACUCCUUUGAGACCCAAUAUAUGAUUGAUUAUAUCCAUGUCAUAACACAACCCUGUUUGUUGUUAAAAGUUCAGAUUUCACAACAUAAAAAUAUUUCCUUUAAACUUGUGCUGCUCUUACAAUUGCCUUUUCAAAGUUCAUGUCUAACACAGAUCAUUUAUAUCCUUGUUUAAUAUCGAGCGAGGCUCUAUUUAAGAAAAUCUAUCAUGUCAAUGCCAAAGUAUUUUUCAAAGCUUCUACAAUGUUAUUACUUUUUCUUGAUAUUACUCCCUGCAAGGAAUACACAGUACUAGCAGGAUAAUUACUCCUACCUGUACAUCAUCAAUUCCAUCUUUUAUGCUUUGAGCACAAUUUCUUUUUUAAUGAUCUGAUAAGAGUGAAUCUGGAAGAAUGAUUCUUUUGUAUUCAGUUUCUCCAUGCAGAGUAAUUCAUAUUUGCCCAGUUAGUAUUAAUGUGUUGAACGCACAUCGUAACAAGAACCUCGCAUUCCUCUAAUAUUGCUGCCAUAAUGUGUUUAUUGCCAAAAGAUAAUUUAAUGCAAAAAAUAAUAAUUCUUGGAGCAAAAUCAAAUGUACCAAAGCUCUGUGUAUACAUUAGGAAAGUAUUUAAUAAGAUCCUCUUGUAGUGAAGAACCAUAAUCCCCAAUAUUUACAAAUAGCAGUUUACCUUCAUAAUAACGGGGGGAGGGAAGAAUGAUGUCCGUUAUUGUCAAUUGUCCACUAUAACACAGUAAGGGGGGUAAAUAUGUAAAAUAUUGGAAAAGGUCAAUGAACCAAUGACACAAAAUACAUAAUAAUUUAAACUUUUCACCCGAUACAAAUGGAUGCCUGAGUAACAACAGAUUUUGACCAUUAUAACCACAAUCUGUUUUUAUAAACAUGUCCGUAAUGACAAGGGUAAAACGAUGGUUAAGAUGCUGGAUUUUCUUGCAACUUUCAGCAUGUUGUUUGGUUACUUCUUUGGGAAGUGUAUUUUGAAUGGGGGAGGGAACACUAAAACAGAAAUCAUCCUUGAUUACUUGUGUUGUGUUGUUGCAAGCGAAUCGACCACUGUCUAUACCGUCUGUCUCGCGUUUUGAAAUAGUAUUGAGAGCAGACAACUACUGACCAAAGCACUCGCAACUGGAAAUCAAGGUCAACUUUCUUCCAACAUGUCGAAUUGCAGGGGUUUUUAUGCUACACAAAUCUCAUGCAACGGUUGAAAAUACUAACAGCCACCUCAAAUUAUUCCAAUGAAUUCAUAUCUGCACUGUUAUAAAAUGAAUGAGUGCAACUUCUUUUUAAAGAUAUGACAUGGGAAUGAGAGUAAGUGAGACCAAAUAUUAUGAACAAGUGAGCAAUUUGCAUAUUUUAUCUUUUGUCCAAAGUUUCCACUUUCAAUGAAGUGGAGUUUUUAUUUACAUGCUCUUCCACAUCCACUGGAGGGCAGCCCUUGUUUAAAGUACCACUGAAGGUCUAUUUUCCACCCUGAUGGACAAAAUCAGCACCAUAACUUUUCAAAUAGCUUGUCUUUUCAAUGUUCUGAUCAAUGCCCUUUUUAGAAACUUCAUUUAAUUUUUCUAGAUUUUGUGGAGCAACAAGUAUGAGUUAUUUGGAAUAGCUGAGUUACCGAUGUACUUUGGUAACAAAUAUUUUUAUAAAGUACAUUGGUAAACACUUUUUGAAUGUUUUACUUUAAAAAUUCUUUAACACUUUCCUGCUAUUUUGUUAGUUGAAACGUGCAGUUUCAUUUCAAAUUAAUAACCCACAAAAAUAUGAUGCUUUUGGUGCUUUACCCUUGAAUGUAAUGUUUCUUGCUGUCAGAUGAUGGAGUAGGAAUAUUAUUUCAAUGUGCUCAUUUGACAGCUGUCCAAUCUUUAGAUUUAUUCUUAAAACUACUGAAUGGGCAGUCAAGAUUUUAAUACUCUUGAAUUUGCUUAACAAUUAGAAUAUCGAAGUUUGAAGCAUUGUUCUGAUUUUAUUACUUUUCCCCAUUUGAGUUUGUUCCCAUUCGAGUUGGUUCAUAGUAGUCGAAAUUAUUGAGCAUGACAUGGCCCUGAAGAUAAUGAUCGCUGGUUGUCCUUGUUCAUAGAUAGUGCUGUGCUGGCUGUAUUAUGUUUCUCGCGAUAUAAUUUCUACAUGCAUUCUGUGUACAUUUCUUAACAUUUUAUCUGCCAUUGUGCUAUUGCCACCUCCUGUUUUUUACUUGUGCCAUAAGUUUCCCUUGUGCAUCCGUUAACACGCUCACACUGCAAUGACCGGAGAAUGGACUCAAAAAAAAUUAAUUGAACUUUUAUUUAAAACAAGGAUACAAUCUUGCAGCAAAAUAACAAUCGCAAUAUGUCCAAGAAUUUAUUUUUCUGAGAGGACUGGAUGGAAAGCAAAAUGCAAUAGCAGGGAGUGAACAUGAUUGUAUCUUAACGUUAAUUUACCCCAGCCCCAAGAUAUUUGUUAUGCAGGUAAGUUCAGAGCUCUAUAUUUGCAGCUCAGUCAAGGGAAAUCAAUAAUAUCUGAUUAAUAUUGAGGGGAUCUACUGCAUCUCACAUAAGAAGAGUUGAACUUGCAUGGAGGGUACAGGUAGAGUUGAAAAUAUAUAUUCCUGAGUGUCAUUGGGCAGAAGCCACCCAAGGAAAUGACCAGGUUUGCAAAAAAAGUAGAACUAUUAAGUUGGCUUAUAUUAAUUGUCACAAACCUUGCCAAGUUUGCAUUUCCAAAGCUAAUAAUGGAUAUUUCCACUUACCAAAAGUUAUAAUUUUUUUUUAAGUGUCUACAAUUGUAGGUGCAAUGAAUGGAUAGAGGCAGCAAUAAGUCGUGGUCCCAUAAUGUAUUAUACCAUAAGAGAGAGUGGGUAUUCUAUUCAUAUUGUGUAGUAUAACCCCUGAACUAUCAGCAGAUGUAUUUUUGUGAGUUUCCUACGGGAAUGUGGAGUUACGAUGCAAUAUUAUUCCUAUAAUACUGUGGCAUUGAUAAUUUCUAAUGGUACAUAAUAUACCGGAUAGUCGGUUGCUGCAUAAUAUCUGCCAGAUGUUUUUGUUGUAUAAUAACUUGAUACUCUGUCAUUGGACUGAAUUGGAAGAUUGAAUAUAAAUGUAGUAUGUAUAUUUGUACAUUUUCAGCCAUGUAUUUUAAUCUCUGCAAUCCUUUAUAUACAUGUAUUUGAACGGUAUUGAACCCUUUCACAGACCUGAUGAGUUUUUAAUAGACUUAAUGUCAGCCCAAAUGCAUCUUGUUCAAAUCUGCAUUGGUUAUAAGACAGAAAAGUGGGUAAAAUUUUUAGUGAUCUUUAUGCAGUAUACAUCAUUCAGACUUCUGAUGGAUUGGGCAAAAGGUGCUUAUCAAGAUGUUCUAUUGUAAUGGAGAUAUGAAGAGCAACUUAAUUAUUUAGUUGCAAUCAUCCUUACCUUUUGUAUAAUGGAGUCCUAACCAAUGUUAAUCGGCAAUGAUGAGAGUGAGGAAUUUGGAUAAAUAUUUGCAGUCCAAGAUGUUAUAAUGUACUUCAGAACAAAAUGUGAGAGAUUACUGAUAUUUUACAGCAUUUUGGGUUAUUCUUGGGUAAUGUAACCAAGAACACACUGGCCAUGCAUUUGCAAAAUGUGGUACCUUCUAAAGUGCUACACAAUGCACAACUGAAUUAUUUGAAGGGAAGUGUUUACUUGUAAAUGAAACGAAGGAGGUGGUAGUUUUAAAAAUAAAUAAUUUGUCAUGCCGGCUGCUACUAUUCAACUUGCUUCUUUGCCUGUGUUCUUUUGUUAGCUCUCCUUAAUGCUCAGUCAUUGUACAUCACAACUUUACUACACAAGGGGUGUACAAGCUGAACAAAAACCUGCUCAAUCUUUUCUUUGCUUUCUUUCAAGUUACAAAAACAAAAUAUUUAUUUGGAUAUUUCUGCCAAUUUUUCACAUCCUUUAGGUGAUAUAUUUAAUUUUGUUCACUAUUAAUUUCAGCUGCUGAUCUCAACUUUUUGCACUUGCUCCAGUUUAGUUUAGUUAAAUGAACCAAAGAUCAAAGCUGGCUGAAAAGUUCAAGUGUAAUUUUUGGUUGUAAAUGUGUCUUAAAGUGAUCAGGUAUGAAAACCAGUUAAGCCCCUGUACGUUUUGGCACUUCCUGCAUGCAUGCUGAUUUUCGACUUUCUUUGUAUCAUGAUCAUUGUGCACAUUAACAAAUGCAUGCAAACCAUUCUAACCUACUGUUCACAGAAGUAAGAAUAUUUAGGAUUAUCAAUCAUAACAAUGACACAUGACUCUCUCAAAAAAUGUAGCAAUUUGAUCCAGAGUGUUACUCAAACUGACCAGUUUCCAGACUCUACCCGAUUGACCUACCACCAAGAGGUUUCCAUCGGUGCUCUGGGUCAAGAAGCAAAAUAGUUGUGUUCUCUACUUUUGAUAUCCAUCAACCCUGAUGGAAGUGCAGAAUUUUGGUGUGGACAGAUUGAAUUGAUCAUGCUGUCCCUUAGAUUUGUGCACUCACCCUGGUGAGGUUUAGAAUGCCAACUGGCAACUGUGAAAGUGUCGAAGAAAUGGGAGGGAGUGCAGUUCCAUUUGAUUGUAUUUCUUGUGUUUUUUUACAUGUAGUUUUAUUGAAAUAGAUUUAAACCCUGCAUCAACGUUUAAAAACAUAACGUUUAAUUUUUGAUAUUUAAUGAUCAUCACCCUUGAUAAAGAUCAAUUUUUUAACAAAUACGUGUUUACUUUCAUGAUUUUUCAAAAUAACAUUAAGCAGCGGUAGAGUUGCUGCCUUGCAGCGAAUGCAGCGCUGGAGACCCAGGUUCGAUCCUGAGUACGGGUGCUGUCUGCACGGAGUUUGUACGUUCUCCCCGUGACCUGCGUGGGUUUUCUCAUGAUCUUCGGUUUCCUCUCGUACUCCAAAGACGUGCAGGUAUGUAGGUUAUUUGGCUUGGUAAAUGGAAAAAUUGUCCCAAGUGGGUAUAGGGUAGUGUUAAUGUGUGGGGACUGCUGGUUGGCACGGACCCGGUGGGCCGAAAGGGCCUGUUUCCGCGCUGUAUCUCUAACCUAAACUAAAACACUAAAGGACCAAUAACAUGUUUGCAUUCUCCAAACCAUGCUUUGGAAAUAAUACAAAUGGGUUAAAUGAGUUUGGCAUUGAAUGUUUUUUUUUUAACUUUGAAACUGCAAAAUAAGACCAAUUGUUAUUUGUGCAGAUGUUUUCAAGAAUCAUUUGAAAUAUGCCUUCAAGUUGGCUGGAGUGGAGAAAGUCUAUGUAUCUUUUAACACUUCAUGCAUGUUACAUGUAUAGAUAAAGGAUAGAUUAACAAUCCGGUAUUUGAUUAGCCGGUUGCAUAUCUGUAAAUUGCAACAUUCCUUGUAUGAGACUCCCCUCAUUACUCCCAGAGUCAUUACUACAGCUUGACACAAAGAAGUCCAAAAUGCAUCAGAAAUUCCUGGUGUAAAGAAGAGAGAUAGUGUUAAAAUAUUUUUAAAUUAUACUUUGUAAAUAUAACUUAAGACUAUGACUAGGAUAACUUGGGAUAAAAUUGGUCCAUUGGAGAGACAGAGUGGACAGCUAUCUGCAGAGCCAAAAGAGAUAGGGGAGAUAUUGAACAAUUUAUUUUCUUCUGUAUUCACCAAUUAGAAGGAUAUUAAAUUAUGUGAGGUAAGGGAAACUACUAGUUUCUAUGUAGUAGCUAUGGAUACUAUGUAUACUACUAGUAGCUAUGGAUACUAUGAAUUUCAAAGUAAAAGAAGUACUGACACGUUUGAAAAAUAUAAAAGUGGAUAAGUCUCCAGGUCCUGACAGGAUAUUCCCUAGGACAUUGAGGGAAGUUAGUGUAGAAAUAGCCGGGGCUAUGACAGAAAUAUUUCAAAUGUCAUUAGAAACGGGAAUAGUCCCCGAGGAUUGGCGUACUGCGCAUGUUGUUCCAUUGUUUAAAAAGGGUUCUAAGCGUAAAUCUAGCAAUUAUAAACCUGUUAGUUUGACUUCAGUGGUCGGCAAAUUAAUGGAAAAGAUACUUAGAGAUAAUAUAUAUAAGCAUCUAGAUAAACAGGGUCUGAUUAGGAACAGUUAACAUGGAUUUGUGCCUGGAAGGGUCAUGUUUGACUAAUCUUCUUGAAUUUUUUGAAGAGGUUACUAGGGAAAUUGACGAGGGUAAAGCAGUGGAUGUUGUCUAUGGACUUUAGUAAGGCCUUUGACAAGGUUCCUCAUGGAAGGUUGGUUAAGAAGGUUCAACUGUUGGGUAUAAAUGCAGGAGUAGCAAGAUGGAUUCAACUAUGGCUGAAUGGGAGACGCCAGAGGGUAAUGGUGGAUGGCUGUUUGUCGGGUUGGAGGCAGGUGACUAGUGGGGUGCCUCAGGGAUCUGUGUUGGGUCCUUUGUUGUUUGUCAUGUACAUCAAUGAUCUGGAUGAAGGGGUGGUAAAUUGGAUUAGUAAGUAUGCAGAUGAUACCAAGAUAGGGGGUGUUGUGGAUAAUGAGGAGGAUUUCCAAAGUCUACAGAGGGAUUUAGGCCAUUUGGAAGAAUGGGCUGAAAGAUGGCAGAUGGAGUUUAAUUCUGAUAAAUGUGAGGUGCUACACCUUGGCAGGACAAAUCAAAAUAGGACGUACAUGGUAAAUGGUAGGGAAAUGAAGAAUGCAGUUGAACAGAGGGAUCUGGGAAUAACCGUGCAUAGUUCCUUGAAGGUGGAAUCUCAUAUAGAUAGGGUGGUAAAGAAAGCUUUUGGUAUGCUAGCCUUUAUAAAUCAGAGCAUUGAGUAUAGAAGCUGGGAUGUAAUGUUAAAAUUGUACAAGGCAUUGGUGAGACCAAAUCUGGAGUAUGGUGUACAAUUUUGGUCGCCCAAUUAUAGGAAGGAUGUCAACAAAAUAGAGAGAGUACAGAGGAGAUUUACUAGAAUGUUGCCUGGGUUUCAACAACUAAGUUACAGAGAAAGGUUGAAUAAGUUGGGUCUUUAUUCUCUGGAGCGCAGAAGGUUAAGGGGGGGACUUGAUAGAGGUCUUUAAAACGAUGAGAGGGAUAGACAGAGUUGAUGUGGACAAGCUUUUCCCUUUGAGAAUAGGGAAGAUUCAAACAAGAGGACAUGACUUCAGAAUUAAGGGACCAGAAGUUUAGGGGUAACAUGAGGGGGAACUUCUUUACUCAGAGAGUGGUAGCUGUGUAGAAUGAGCUUCCAGUGGAAGUGGUGGAGGCAGGUUCGUUGGUAUCAUUUAAAAAUAAAUUGGUUAGGCAUAGGGAUGAGAAGGGGAUAGAGGGAUAUGGUAUGAGUGCUGGUAGGUGGGACUAAGGGAAAAUAAUUGUUCGGCACGGACUUGUAGGGCCGAGAUGGCCUGUUUCCGUGCUGUAAUUGUUAUAUGGUUAUAUGCUGUAAUAAUGUUAAAACCUCUAGUUGGUAUGUUGUAGAUUUCCUGAACUGCCUGGAUUGUCUGAAAGAAGCAGUCUGCUGCAAAGUAGGAUGUAACCACCAGAUGGUGAAACAUGUUUAUUUUUGUUGUCAUUUAGCUGGAGAGGUCGACAACACACUUUAUGAAGUUGUAAUGGUUGACAACUUUCUGUGCCUGUAAGAUUUUAUAUUCGGACAUUAAAAGAACGUCCAAGAACAUUCACAUUUUGCGAACAUGCGCAGUCUGACUUCCAGAAAUCUAUUUUAUAUUGCAUAGUAUUUUAUACUUGCGAAUAAGAUUCCCACCAGGCACCCUUUGAGCUAUAUUUGCACACUUCUGUUUCACGUGGACAGAUAUAGUAACAUCAUUGUAGCAUAUGCCAGGUAUUUUGCAGUAUUUAAAAUAAUAAUGAGAAAUUUAUCAUACAGUGUAAAUUGCAAAACAUCACGUUUUGAACCAGCUUUUAAGAAACCUGCAAAGCGUUUGAGAGCUUAAAACCCCAUAGUACUGAAAGAAAUGACGCUUUUGAACAUUCCAACAGCCAAUAAUUACUUCCAUUUGUGUAAUAAAAGUUGUUUUUUGCGUAUCUUACCAUUUGACCUGAUGUGUUGUCCAAUAAAUACAUUGUGAACUAUUUUAAAACUAGUUACCAAUGCAGUUACAUUUGCACAAUUAAUAAUUUGCCCAGCGUUUUGAGAUUACUGUAACAUAUUAAGCUGGAACUUGUAUAUUAAGGAUUUCAUGACAAUACCGAAGUCCCAGUCAUUUUAUCCAUCAGCCACAACCUGCCUUUGUUUGUAAUAAUGUUGCAUCCAUCAUGAUCUUAAAACAGAAACAAUGAAAAUCUAAAGCAGUGGUGAAAGCAGAUAUCUUGCAGGUAUCUAAUAUCCUCAUUUUCCCUGCACGUGGAAUUAAUUCCAUGACCACUGAUUUGGAAGAUUCCCAGCCCACCCUUUCUGAAACUGCACUCUGUGAAAAUGCCAAAAUUGGCCAAAACCUGUGUAUGUAAUUUAAUAAUGAAAAGUAUUUCAGAGUUGUGUUGUGUGAGAGACCCUUUUAUUUUUCAUAUGUAGCUGUAGAUAAAACAUUGGGUGUCCCACUAUAGUUAGAAUAGGAACAUUGUUUUCAUUCAGGACAGAAUUGACACACACAUUGAAUUAUAUGCACAAAAUUGGGAAGCGAGAAUGCUAUCAUCUGAAAGCGGGACCUAAUGGGAGACUUCAAAACAUUCUUAUGUUAUCUUCAGCAUGGGUUGUGUUCAUCCUUUGCAAGGGUGCAUUUUGCAUGAACGCCACUUGUUUGAGAAAUUGUGCAUCGAGAUCAAAGGUUAAUAUCAAACCAUGUUCGAACGGUUAAAAUAAAAGGGGCGAAAGUGUAGACAUUUGCAAAUUUUCAAUUGGAUAUUUUACCAAUACAGAAAAUUAUGUUUUUUGAGACCAUCAUGGAGGUGUUAUUCUUAGUAAUUGGUGGACUGCAUGUGACACAUGCUCCUUUAUGCUUGAUGAAACGCAAGGAUACAAGACUGAAGUUGUGAUUUCUGUUUGCCACAUGAAAGCUGGUUGCUCGUGUUAGAGAUCUUAUUGUAUGUACAUGGGAGGGAUUAGUUUUCCCCUUAAUUUAAAGAAAAAAAUGCAUCACUGAUUUUACAUUCAUUGGUUUUCAGUUGUGAGAAAUUGCUUCAUUAACUUUUAGGUGCCAGUUUUGAGUGUAAAUCUCAAAAAUUCUCAAGACAUUUUAUUUUUAUUGCUUUAAUUGUCUGUCACCUGCCAAAGUAAUGAGGUUUUGAAAGAAUGUGGGUCUGUAAAGCUUAUCAUGAGAAAUGAGACCCUGUUAAGUUGACUUCCAAACUGAUGCACAACACAAGAUGCUUUCUUUCCCCAAUGAAGUCUCCAGAAA
Messenger RNA from Leucoraja erinaceus (little skate), 13941 nucleotides. Its product is annotated as mesoderm induction early response protein 2-like. The record is from RefSeq and is a predicted model, not a curated record. Gene Ontology annotation, biological process: negative regulation of transcription by RNA polymerase II. Gene Ontology annotation, cellular component: nucleoplasm. NCBI's taxonomy places the organism in Eukaryota, Metazoa, Chordata, Chondrichthyes, Rajiformes, Rajidae. Gene Ontology annotation, molecular function: histone deacetylase binding; transcription corepressor activity. The transcript is spliced from 13 exons. The coding region runs from base 560 to 2149 and encodes 529 amino acids.